Fusarium tjaetaba is the source of this 1353-nucleotide messenger RNA. Its product is annotated as L-alanine-DL-glutamate epimerase s of enolase superfamily. NCBI's taxonomy places the organism in Eukaryota, Fungi, Ascomycota, Sordariomycetes, Hypocreales, Nectriaceae. Gene Ontology annotation, molecular function: magnesium ion binding; L-fuconate dehydratase activity. Gene Ontology annotation, biological process: amino acid catabolic process; carbohydrate catabolic process. The record is from RefSeq and is a predicted model, not a curated record. The transcript has 2 exons. Bases 1 to 1353 code for a protein of 450 amino acids.
AUGGGUGAAAUCACAAUCACAGGCUGGAAGACUCGCGAUGUUCGCUUUCCUACUUCUCUCGACGGAACUGGCUCCGAUGCCAUGAACGCUGCUGGCAACUACUCCUCCGCCUACUGCAUCCUUGAGACAGACUCUGAAUACACCGGUCACGGAAUGACCUUCACUAUCGGCCGUGGAAACGACAUCGUCUGCGCUGCCAUCAACCACGUCGCCGAGCGUCUCAAAGGCAGGACACUCUCCUCUCUCGUCGCAAAUUGGGGCCAGACAUGGCGACAUCUCGUCAACGACAGUCAGCUCCGAUGGAUCGGUCCCGAGAAGGGUGUUAUCCACCUCGCUCUCGGUGCCGUCGUCAACGCUGUCUGGGACCUCUGGGCCAAGACCCUCAACAAGCCCGUCUGGCGCAUUGUCGCUGAUAUGAGCCCUGAGGAGUUCGUCAGCUGCAUUGACUUUCGUUACAUUACCGAUGCUAUCACUCCCGAGGAAGCUGUUGCUAUGCUUAAGGAGCAGGAGCCUACCAAGGCUAAGCGACUCGAAGAAGCUCUCAACAACCGCGCUGUGCCCGCUUACACAACGAGUGCUGGCUGGCUUGGAUACGGAGAGGAUAAGAUGAAGAGCCUGCUUCAGGAGACUCUCAACGCUGGAUACAGACACUUCAAGGUCAAGGUCGGUGGUGACAUUGAGCGCGACCGCAAGCGUCUAGGCAUUGCUCGUGAGGUCAUUGGCUACGACAAGGGCAAUGUUCUCAUGACAGAUGCCAACCAGGUUUGGUCUGUUCCCGAGGCCAUUGAGUACAUGAAGCAGCUCGCCGACUUCAAGCCUUGGUUCAUCGAGGAGCCUACGUCCCCCGAUGAUGUCCUCGGUCACAAGGCUGUUCGCGAUGCGCUUAAGCCUUAUGGCAUUGGUGUCGCUACUGGUGAGAUGUGCCAGAACCGUGUCAUCUUCAAGCAACUGCUCCAGACCGGUGCCAUCGAUGUGUGUCAGAUCGACGCUUGCCGUAUGGGCGGUGUCAACGAGGUCCUUGCUGUCCUCCUCAUGGCCAAGAAGUUUGGUGUGCCUAUUGUUCCUCACUCCGGUGGUGUUGGUCUUCCCGAGUACACACAACACCUGAGCACCAUCGACUACGUCGUUGUCUCUGGAAAGCUGUCUGUUCUUGAGUACGUGGACCACCUCCACGAGCACUUCUUCCACCCCUCUGUUAUCAAGGAUGGUUACUACACCACUCCUGUGGAGCCUGGAUACAGUGUUGAGAUGAAGCCUGAGAGCAUGGAUCGAUUUAGCUACCCUGGUGAGAAGGGCGUGAGUUGGUGGACUUCAGAUGAGGCCAAGGUUAUUCUCGAUGGUGAGAAGAUUUAA